This is a messenger RNA of Scatophagus argus, 1852 nucleotides long. It is a transcript of the gene borcs8, whose product is annotated as BLOC-1 related complex subunit 8. The transcript is spliced from 5 exons. Gene Ontology annotation, cellular component: BORC complex. The coding region runs from base 141 to 527 and encodes 128 amino acids. NCBI's taxonomy places the organism in Eukaryota, Metazoa, Chordata, Actinopteri, Scatophagidae. The record is from RefSeq and is a predicted model, not a curated record.
AAAAAUCGGUAUUUCAGUCCGGAAUAUUGUCGUGUAACACAUGACAACAAAAAUACGGAAGAGGCGAGUCAGCUGACACAACCGACACAAAUAGCGUGUGGCUACAUUGCGUUAAUAUCAGUUUGAACAUUUUUUUAAUCAUGGAGGACCAAGAGAUGCAUCUGAAAGUCAGACGAGUGACUGACAAAUUCACGGAGAGCAUGUACGUCCUGGCUAACGAGCCGUCGGUGGCUCUUUACAGACUGCAGGAACACGUCAGAAGGUCUCUGCCUGAGCUGGUGCAGCACAAGACUGACAUGCAGAGCUGGGAGGAGCAGAGCCAAGGAGCCAUCUACUCUGUUGAGUAUGCAUGCAGCGCAGUGAAGAGCAUGACGAAUAGCAGCAUGUAUUUCAAAAACAUCGACACCCUCCUUCGUCAAGCCAUCAGCUCGAAGGAACAGAUUAGCAACUCUCAAGGACGCAGGAAAAGGACUAUGGAAUCAGGCAUGCUAAAGGAAGGGGGAGAAAGGCACACCUCCGGGAUGUGACGUGGCGUCCUGGGCUGGUGGUGUUGCCUCUACAGUCCCUUGCUUUCCUACCUCUUGAUUAAGGCUGAAAGUGGGAGGGUCCUAAGGAUGACACCUCCUCAUCACAAUGGAGCGAACACCUCCAGUGACCCCACAGUACAAGCCGCUUGGUGGAACAGUGCACCACAGCGCUGCCAGGUUCAGCAUUAAAAACACUUAAGUCAUGGACGCUGCUCAAAGAAUGCAUUGUUCUCUCAGACUCGCUGGACAGACCCGAGAGAAAGCAGCCGUGCUGGUUUUGCCUCUGCUGUUGAAAAUCCAUUGCAAAGCCAAUGUUUUGGACAGUAAUUUUUCAGGUCUUUGUGAGUUUGUUGUUAAAGCUUGAAGACUAAAACAUUCACAUUGUAAAAGCUUAACACGCUUACCCAAGGAAAACAUAAAUGUAUGUGCAGGGGACAACAGCGAAUGCCUGAUUUCUAACCUGUAUUUCAGGAUCAAAUAUCUGUACAUGCCAGAUUAGGCAACAUGUUCUUAAAAAGGAAAUCCAGAACCUUACAAAAUAAUCUUAUUUUGUACUGUUGUUCUUACCUGCCAAAUAGACAGAAACGCCCAGGCAGAAGAGUCCAAUAGCCACAUGUCGUACAGCUCUGCUGUCUAAAAGAAACCAGUCUGCUCUGUGGAAGCAAAUGUCAUUUGUUCAGUGUCAUGCAUCAGAAAAGUUUUCACUUCAACACUGCUACUGUAGUUUUCUCACCAGUGCAUCAAUGAAGACGAUCUUAAUGCAACGCAACAGAAUUUCUGUGUUGAGUAUUUUCUUUUGGUUCAGUUAAAUACACUUUUUUGCUAUCCAAUCAAACCUUUCUUGAUCCUCUUUUUCAUUUUUCCCAUGUUAAGUUCAUAUUAUCAGAACUGUUAUGAUCUGUGUAUGUUUAAGUGCUGGUCAUUUUGUAAAGCUUAUUAUUAUUCCCAUUUUUUUGGAAUGCCCCCUCUGUUAGUUGGAAGGUCCCGGGGUAUGUUGUUGGAUUUGUAAAACGACGUGGGAAAGGGCCAGCUAGAGGCUGUGUGCUGGGUGCAUAAUGAGAGGAAGGCCAUUGUUUAGACGGGAUUCAUAGGGGCUGAGAGGUGGGGGUCGAUCAGCAAUGUCGCAGCACGGGCCUUUGCACUCUGACACACAAGGAAGGCCCUUUUAUGCUUCUGAAACUAUGUUUUCUUUUAAAGAAACUUCACUGUGGGUCACUAACAGAACAAGUAAAGAUGAUUGUGUGGGCUAGUGCAUAAAUGUAUCCCCUGCUAAACAGAUUAAAUGUUAUUUUCCACUCAAAUAAAAAAUAGCAACAUAUAUAGGA